AUGAUAUUGUCUCUGACACUUUUCCUGUGGAGGAUCUACCGACAUUUAUUCAUAAUGUUCAGUUCAGAGAGACUUACUGUGCCGGAUUAUGUGAGUCGAUUGCAUGGCAAGAAGAAUGAUCCUCGAGCAGUUUCUCCGGGCAUCAAUGCAGACGUCCAAGCGGUAUUAGACAGCACUCUGCCCAACCUGCGAUGCGCCAUCAGAAGACUUAAGACGUCCAAGGACACCGGUGAUUCUGAUGAAACCCGCAGGGCUAUUGCAGAGAUCUAUCAGCUGGUGGAGGAGGCAUGGGUCCUGCCCGCUACGGGCCGCCAGGUGGCUGAGGAGAUCUGCAACAGGAUCCGAUUGGAUGGGGGUCUGGAACUACUGCUUCAGCUGCAGCAAACCCCGGCUGUGGACAUUACGUAUGAGUCUGCCAAACUCCUGGAGCAGAUCCUGAUCUCAGAAAACAGAGAUUAUGUUGCAAGGCUUGGACUGGGAGUAAUUCUCAACUUGACCAAACAGCAGGAGGAUGCCCAGCUGGCCCGCAGUGUUUCUGGGAUCCUGGAGCACAUGUUUAAACACACAGAGGAGACAUCGGUCCACCUCAUCUCAAACGGAGCUCUGGAUGCCCUUCUGUACUGGUGCAGGGGCACAGACCCCACGGUAUUACGACACUGUGCUGUGGCUCUGGCAAACUGUGCCAUGUAUGGAGGCCAUCGCUGCCAGCGGCUGAUGAUCGAAAAGCAGGCAGCUGAGUGGCUUUUCCCACUGGCCUUUUCGAAAGAAGAUGAACUUAUCCGCUUCCAUGCUUGUCUAGCUGUAGCAGUGCUGGCUGCAAAUAAAGAAAUUGAGAAAGAAGUGGUCAAAUCUGGCACUCUGGAGUUAGUAGAGCCGUUUAUUGCAUCUUUAGAUCCAGAUGAUUUUGCCCGUAGUUUACAGGACAGUGCUGACUCCAUGCAGGGAAGGACAGCUUCCGAUUUGCAGCACUUACUGCCAUUGUUGGAUGGUACAAGAGUGGAGGGAAAGUGUAUUGCAGCCUUCUAUCUGUGUGUGGAGAGCAGCAUUAAGUCCAGACAGCGUAACACGCGGAUAUUUCAAGAAAUUGGAGCAGUACAAAGCCUUAAAAGAAUUGUUAUGUACUCUAGUAAUGGUACAGCUUGCACCCUUGCCAAGCGUGCAUUAUCUAUGAUGGGAGAGGAAGUCCCAAAACGCAUUCUUUCAUGUGUGCCCAACUGGAAAACAUGUGAAGUUCAAACGUGGCUUCAGCAAAUAGGCUUUAGUGCCUACUGUGAUCGUUUCCAGGAGCUGCAGGUUGAUGGUGACUUACUGCUGACCAUAACAGACAAGGAUUUGAGCCAUGAUCUGGGCAUGACUGCAGGCCUCACCCGCAAGAGAUUUCUGAGGGAUCUUCAUGUGUUAAAAAUGUAUGCAAACUACUCCACUUGUGAUCCAAACAAUAUGGCUGACUGGCUUGCAGUGGUAGACCCACGUUUCAGGCAGUAUACUUAUGGUUUAGUGCAGUCUGGAGUGGACCGUGCCACUGUCCAGAGUCUGACUGACCAGCAACUGGAGAAGGACUGCUGCAUAUACAAUGGGGUGCACAGAGCCAAGAUCUUAACAGCGAGCCACAAGCCUCUAAAAUCUUCUCACACUGAUGCCCAGCCUGCAGGUCCUGAUGUGUUCAUUAGCUACCGGAGGACUACUGGCUCCCAGCUUGCCAGUCUUCUGAAAGUGCAUCUUCAAGUCAGAGGAUAUAGUGUAUUCAUAGAUGUGGAGAAGCUUGAGGCUGGCAAAUUUGAAGAUAAACUUAUCCAGAGUGUACAGCGUGCACGCAACUUUAUACUUGUGCUCUCUGCAAAUGCACUAGAUAAGUGCAUGGGGGACACAGCCAUGAAGGACUGGGUGCACAAGGAAAUUUCCACUGCUUUGAGUUGCAAUAAGAAUAUUGUUCCUGUCACUGAUAAUUUCCAGUGGCCAGAACCAGCAUCUUUGCCUGAGGACAUGAGAUCCAUCCUGAAUUACAAUGGCAUCAAAUGGUCCCAUGAAUAUCAGGAAGCUACAAUUGAGAAGAUACUUCGCUUCCUCAAAGGAAACCAAGACCACGCUGAUGGCCCAGAUUGUGGCAAAUCCUUAAAGAAAAAAUGAGGGACCGAGUGUUAUUUAAACCAUACUAUGGAUGUGGCUUUGCUUAAAAUGCACGCAAAUUGGGUAUUCUGGAUAACUAAUGUUUAUGAGAAUGCCAAUAUGUAUAAUUUGAACUUGAACUAAUUUGAAAUAUGUUAGUGCCCUUUUUAGUGCCAGCUUUUCAUUUAUUUAUAAUCAGGGAUAACUGCCUUGUGUUCUCAGGAAAAUUUCUCUGUUUAAUUUGCCUCCACCAGCUCAUUGCUAUGUAGUCUGUAGCACCAAUAGCAAUUAAUUCCUCAGUGCCAUUAUUAAAAUACUGUGUGGCAACUGACCAAAACCGUUUUAUAGUUGUGUUGGCUUCCUACUAAAAACUAUAGUUAGCCCAAUAAAACAUGUAAGGAAAUUACUAUUACUCUGCUUUGGGUAUUACUCUGGAUUUAUGUACAAGAACUAUUACUUGUAAUUAUACUGACCUGUAUUGGAAGUGAAAGUGUAUUCUUGUUAGCCAAGUAUAUUUAUUGAACAUGUUUUGCAAACAACAAUAUGCACUAAUAAACAACACUCUUCAGAUAAAAUAGCAGCUAUCAAGGUGCGGAUAUAAAAGCGUGUAAAAUAAUUCAACUAUCCAAAGACAAUUUCUGGUUGUAUUGUAAAAUAAAUUCAGAAUACUGUG
Molecule: messenger RNA, 2779 nt
Organism: Boleophthalmus pectinirostris (great blue-spotted mudskipper)
Lineage: Eukaryota; Metazoa; Chordata; Actinopteri; Gobiiformes; Gobiidae
Gene: sarm1
Product: sterile alpha and TIR motif containing 1
Exons: 8
Coding region: 1-2127 (708 amino acids)
Biological process (GO): response to axon injury; negative regulation of MyD88-independent toll-like receptor signaling pathway; signal transduction
Cellular component (GO): dendrite
Molecular function (GO): NAD+ nucleosidase activity; signaling adaptor activity; protein binding
Source: RefSeq, a predicted model, not a curated record